AUGGAGUUUGAUAUUGACUUCCACAAACACUUUGCAUGGCUUCGAAAGGUAAGCCAUCAGUCAACAGACAACAGUGAGUCAUACCAGGAGCGUUUAUCACGUUUGGAAGGAGACAAAGAAUCUCUCAUUCUGCAGGUGGGCGUGCUGACAGACCAGGUGGAAGCGCAAGAGGUAAAAAUCAGUGACCUACAAAGUUCGGUGGUGGAGCAUCGGCUAAAACUAAACGCAACGGAAGAGAUGCUGCAGCAGGAGCUCCUACAUAGGACAACACUGGAAAAACAGAAGCUGAGUCUUAAGGGGGAGGUGUCCUACCUGAAGCUGAAGCUCACUGACAUGGAGGAGAAACAGAGCAAUGGAGGAGAGAGGCAACACAAAGCAGAGAGCGUUGUGAAUUUCAUUAGUGAGCUGCAGGAGCAGAUGUGUAGGUUUCAGAAGGAGAUCAAUAGCAAGAUCCAGGAGAAAAAAGCCUCAGAGAACCCAGCUGACGGUGGCUCACCAACGCCAUGCCCCACCCACUCCACAUCCCCCGAGGAUUCGCACGCCGACCCCUCAUGUAACUCGGCCGCAGAGGUGAAGCUCAAACUAGAGCUAGAGGCUGCACAUGGAGUUGAUAAGAGUAGCUCAGAUGUGAAGCAGCUGCGACACAAUGGAGGAGAGAGCGGUUUGGUGCGGGAGCUCAAGAUUCUCAAAGACAAAGUACAAUACUUGGAAGACGAGAAAUUAGAGUAUGAGAAAAGACUCAAAGCCAGCAAGGUGGAAAUCAACAGUCUUCAGCAGCUUCUCUUGAAUAAGAAUACAGAGAUUGAAAGCUUGCAUACUCAGCUGCUGACAAGAUCUCCUCUAGUCACUGCGAGCUCUGAGAGAGACCAGGAACUGCAAAGACUUAGAAGUGACAUUAAAUCCUUGGAAGAUGCUAAUGAUGAAAAGGACCGGCGCAUUGAAGAACUCACUCUGCUCUUAAACCAGUGCAAGCAAUUCAGAGAUCAGACACACAACGCAAGGCAAGCACCACCUGGUGGCCGUUCCCUGUUGAACGGUAGUACAAAUUCAAGUAGCAGUGAGGAAGAGGAGCGAAACCCGAUGAAGAAUGCUGAUUCUGCCAGUGCAAAAUCCGUGGAUCUAAAGUCUGAUGUUUCCACCAAUAGUGCGUCCUCUCAUCAAACAUCAAUUUUGUCUCAGAAGGACAGUGAUUGCAGGCCAGAGACGCAGACAUCAUCCAGUAGCAUGACUGACUUAACAAGUAGUCAGACACCAAAGAAGGACGCCAGGAGUCCGGUGCUGCCUGUCCGUUCGUCUCCCACAGAAUGCACCACUGAGCUCCAAAGUGAACGGUCUCCAGAUGACAGUGAAGAUGGAGACUCCAGCCAAACCAAAUUGGAGAACAUAAACAACUGCUCUGUGACACACAGCCCACCAGGCCACAGAAAUGUGGGAUCACCAGAGUACAUGAAGACAAACCGGAGCCUCAAGAGACUUUGGGGAAAACUUCGAAGAACCAAUUCUGGAGGAGUCACUACAGGUGAUCCAGACACUGGUCCUUUUAGAAGAGGGGGUUUCCGUGCAACGGCUGGACCCAGACUAACACGCACCCCAGAAUCACCGGAAUCUGCACGUGACAUGAAUCUCCCAUUUAGCCAAUGGACCAAAGAGCAAGUGUGUGGCUGGUUGGAGGACUACGGCCUUGGCCACUAUGUAAGCCUGGCCAGGCAGUGGGUCGAAUGUGGCCAGACACUACUUUCUGCCACACCUCAAGAUCUUGAAAAGGAGAUGGGUAUGAAGCACCCUAUGCACAGGAAGAAGUUGCAGUUGGCAUUGAAGGCGUUCUCUAGUAAAAUCACAGAGAAGUCAUCUGAGCUGGACCACAUCUGGGUCACCCGGUGGCUGGAUGACAUUGGUCUGCCUCAGUAUAAAGAUCAGUUCCAUGAAGCUCGUGUGGAUGGCCGCAUGAUACAGUACCUCACAGUGAAUGACCUCUUGAGCUUAAAGGUGACCAGUCAACUUCAUCAUCUCAGUAUUAAAUGUGCCAUCCACGUCCUCCAUGCUAACAAGUUCAACCCCCACUGCCUACGACGCAGGCCGGGGGAAGAGAAACAGCCAUCUCCUUCAGAGGUAGUGCAGUGGUCAAACCACCGUGUGAUGGAGUGGCUUCGAGCAGUUGAUCUUGCAGAGUAUGCACCUAAUCUGCGAGGCAGUGGUGUCCAUGGUGGCCUAAUUAUCCUGGAGCCUCGCUUCAGCUCAGAGACUUUGGCCUUGCUGCUAAAUAUUCCCCCACAGAAAACAUUACUCCGUCGCCACCUGGCCACAGCCUUCUCUACACUGGUGGGGAGUCAGGCCACGCAGGAAAAGAGAGAGUACGGGAAUGCUACAGGCCAUAUACCACUCACGACCACAUCUAAAGUCAAGCCAAAGAAACUAGGCUUCACGCAGUUUAGUCACCUCAGAAAGAGGAAACCUGAUGAAUCUGCAGACUACAUUUGCCCCAUCGAGGGUGGAUUACUGACUGUGAAUGGGAUUUCAAGGGUGACCUCCGCUACACUUAGGGGUAUCAGCCCCACCUUGGACAGACAGCCAAAGAAGCAGGAGCACGGCGAGGGCAAUCAAUGGCAGACUAACAUAAACAACUGCUAA
This is a messenger RNA of Nerophis lumbriciformis (worm pipefish), 2628 nucleotides long. Lineage: Eukaryota; Metazoa; Chordata; Actinopteri; Syngnathiformes; Syngnathidae. The record is from RefSeq and is a predicted model, not a curated record.